Gryllus bimaculatus (two-spotted cricket) is the source of this 213-nucleotide messenger RNA. The record is from the annotation of a GenBank genome assembly. Lineage: Eukaryota; Metazoa; Arthropoda; Insecta; Orthoptera; Gryllidae.
GGGGGCAGACCUUCCCGACGACGUCCUCGUGCGUCCAGCCACAAAGAAUAUCGUCUACUGGCAGAUGGCACAUCAGGAGAGGCCCGCGGAGGCCAGUUAAGUAUCCAGCAGUCGUGUGCAGUGUACCGGUGCUUGCUGUGGCACGAGGUGCAGUCUUACCCAUUACAGGGAGGACUGUUUCCACCUAUCCAAAUCACCCUGCAAUUAAGAUGA